AUCUUUUGAAUGAUGAAAUCAAACAAAAAUCACUAAUGCUACAAAAAUCUGAUAAAAUGCUUGAAGAGGAGGUAACAAAAAAUACAAAACUACAAGAGGAGUCAGAAGAGAAAUCAAAAAUGUUAGCAAGAAGUGAGGAAAGAGAGGAAGAACUAAAUAGACAACUUUAUUUAAAAAGAAACCCCUUGCCUGCUUUACCUAAAAAACAAAAUACUUUCCAAGAAUUAGGUUCAAGAAUUAAGACCAAAUUCCAAAAACUUCAACACUUGAUGGAGAAUUUACCGCUUGAAUAG
Molecule: messenger RNA, 293 nt
Organism: Entrophospora candida
Lineage: Eukaryota; Fungi; Glomeromycota; Glomeromycetes; Entrophosporales; Entrophosporaceae
Source: the annotation of a GenBank genome assembly